Messenger RNA from Effrenium voratum, 1161 nucleotides. The record is from the annotation of a GenBank genome assembly. NCBI's taxonomy places the organism in Eukaryota, Dinophyceae, Suessiales, Symbiodiniaceae.
ACGGAACUGAAUGCGGCGCUUCUGCCAGCGCAGCCAUCACGCACAGGUCACUUCUGUGAAGGCCACAGCCAAGCAGUGCCAGACGCACACUGAUCAAGACUUUGCCUUCGACAAGAUUGAGGUUGAAGACCAGGAGCGUGUGGACGACAUGGCCGGAAUCUACAAUGACGCAGCCAUCAGCGGGGACUUCCAUGGUGCUACCUUGGACAUGUAUGGCAACCCCGUGGGUGGCGACUUCGACCUGGCUCGGGACGGUGCCUUUGAAGGGUUCAAGAUGCUGGUUCUGUGUGCAUACCAUCAAGAGGGCCUUCCACAGGACUUGCAGUCUCUCACAAUACCAGAGCUGUCGAAGAAGGGCUUCAACGUCAAGGUUUGCAUGAGUGUCGACGAGCCCACCCGUGAGCUGCGGCAGGGGUCGUACCAUGUUGCUUGGAUUUUGAGCUCCACUGAAUUUGUGGGUGAUAAAGAAGCCUUCCUGACAGAGGUUCAGAAGUUCCACCGGGCGGGCCGAGGCCUGAUGAUUUGGGGCGACAAUCAUCCGUACUUUGCUCAUGCCAACCUUGUUCUGGAGAGGCUUUUUGGCUUCAAGCUUGAAGGCAACACGCCCGGUGGCAAGGAACUUCGCCCUGGCAAUCCCUUGCAAGCCGGUUGCUUUGGGGAGUUUCCCACGAUUUGCGCUGGCAUUCUCAAGCUCCAUGAAGGCAUCACCGCGUGCCGCAGGACUGGAAGGUCUUUGGCACAUCCUCAAACUUAAACCACAAACCUGUGCUGCUCGCCAAGGAAGCCUCCUCAGAGCGUGCCGGCAAAGCAGGGACAGGUCGAGUCAUCGUGGGCAACGGCUUCACAAAAAAUUACAAAAGCUGUUGGACCACCGCAGGAACGCCUCGCUAUGUCAGGAAUUGCUCGGCUUGGCUUGUAUUGCGCGAGCGCUUCCGCCGUCCCCAGUGGGGCUUCAACCCUUCGCCGACGUAUCAGGGCGGAGCCUGAAGAGAGAGUGUCUCGAAGAGUCAUGUCUUGUCGGAGUGCAUGUGGACAGAGAAUUCUCCCAGUUUUGGCUCCGAGCCAGGCACGAUCUGGUUCCAACAUUUACUUGGGAGUCCAACAGAGACGACCAACCAAUACCUCACCAAACAUAUGGUUGCUUGCUGCACAAUUCAUGCC